GCUCAAACAUUACCAGCCAUGUUUGCAAAUCUGAAACCCAAAGGUUAGCGAUUUACGCGUUUAUUAUUUACAUCGCGUACACCCUCUUCAUCCACAUCGGUCCUUUUGCCGGGGGCCACACUCCCCGUCUCCUGUGCGGUUGGCAGGUAUCAAGAUGGAGGCAAAUAACCAUUUCAACUACGGGCCUCACUCUUCUGUGUCCGCUAACUCAGGACUGAAGCAUUCCUCAGGAGAUUCUCUCUUUACUAACGGGUCCUCCAUGAGCUUCCCCCAGCAAGGGAAAAAUCUGAAUGGCGAAAUGAAUGUGAACGGCAUCACUACUGCAGGUGGGAGCGGCCAGCCAGGCACCCACCCUCCCUCUUCCUCUUAUCCUCAUAUGAGCAGCCAUCUCCUCCCAGGCAGCAUGGGGUUUGACUAUCUGUGGGGCCAGUCUCAGUACAACCCAGCGAUGGGGCCCGUCCCGCCCCACGGGUUGCACCAGAAACCUGGCUCCCAGGGUGGGAUACAACCACAGCAGCCUCAGCUCCACUUCCAGGGCCAUGGACCGUACCAAGUCAACGGAAGUAUGGGACCGUCCCGGCAACCUCCGGGCGCUGGGCCGCAGUAUUGGGGAAGGGGAAAUCCUGGGCAGCCGCAGGGGGGAUCUUCGAUGCCCAUGGGAUAUAACUCUCACAGCAUGUAUGGGACAUUUCCCAGCCAGGGGAUCCCAGCGUCCCAGCAUCACCAGCAGCCUCUGGCCUUGCAGCACCAGUCUGCAACAGUGCAUCAUCUCCAACACCAUUCACAGCACCACCCGCCUCAACAGCAGCAUUAUGGUGUGAUGCCUAAUGGAAUGCCGUAUUACCAGCAUCCAUCGCACCAGUCCCAACCGCAGGCCCCAACUCAGUCUCAAGCACAGACUCAGAUGAUACCACCUGCCGCGCAGAGCUUUACGCCUCCACGAGGAAGCCCUCAGCACCAUCACGUGGCCAGUGGAGGAGGCAGAAGCAGUCCCCAUCACGUGCCGGUCCCAAUGAGGUCCCCUUCUGCUGUGCCUGAUAGCGGUUCGCCUAAGAGCAGAGAGAUGCAAGGUAUGUCCGCUAUGUAA
Messenger RNA from Sinocyclocheilus rhinocerous, 1087 nucleotides. Its product is annotated as basic salivary proline-rich protein 2-like. Bases 155 to 1087 code for a protein of 310 amino acids. The transcript has 4 exons. The record is from RefSeq and is a predicted model, not a curated record. Lineage: Eukaryota; Metazoa; Chordata; Actinopteri; Cypriniformes; Cyprinidae.